Molecule: messenger RNA, 795 nt
Organism: Camelina sativa (false flax)
Lineage: Eukaryota; Viridiplantae; Streptophyta; Magnoliopsida; Brassicales; Brassicaceae
Source: RefSeq, a predicted model, not a curated record
UUUUCACCGAUUAGGAAAUUAAAAGAGAGAGAGAGAAGAAGGAGCGUUGUUGUCUCACUCACAUCGAGAAAAAAUUAAGAACUCAUCGCCGGAGAUGACGAAGAAGCUAAAUCUCCGAUCAAAAGAGUCAUCUCUCGGAGACGAUGCUGAGAAACUCUACGAGAAGAAGAUUCGAGAUCUGGAGUCCGUGAACGAANCAAGUGAUUUCGCUUUGAUAUUCUCGUUUAAUUCAUGUAUGAUGUUCGUCGCUUCAUGUGAUGUGGAGGAGUUAAAGUCAAAACUGGCUGAUGUAUCGAUUAGCUCUUCGGUUGGUACGUUACAGUCAAGCAGAGAGUUUUCUCAGAAGUCUAUUGCUACGAAAGUUGAGGGUAUGAGUUCAAGGAGUAAGUCAAAUUUGCACUCUAUGUGCUCAACGAAGAAGUAUAAAACUGAGAGUUCUGUUAAGCUGUUUGAUGGUGAAGUUCAGAAAUUAAAAGCGCAAAAGGUUAAGUUGCACUGCAAAAACAAGCUAGACUCUAUGCACUUCAGACAAGUGAAAGCUUCACUAGAAAAGGAAGUUUAUCAGCUCAAAAAAGAGCUAAGGAAAAGCGAGUUUGAGAAAAACGUCCUGUCAGCUUUAAACAAUCGCCAGAAGCUGAUUUUGCAGCUGAAGAAUACACAUGCUUUGACAGCCCUGAAUCGCCGAAAGUUGCUGCUCCAAUCUAAAAAGAUUUCUUCCAACAAAAAUAAAGGUCCAUUAAAAGGAACAAGCUCUGGGAUUCAGGUAUGGAUACCUUAGCCAAUGUAACAUCUUAG